Molecule: messenger RNA, 1359 nt
Organism: Rhopalosiphum padi (bird cherry-oat aphid)
Lineage: Eukaryota; Metazoa; Arthropoda; Insecta; Hemiptera; Aphididae
Exons: 2
Coding region: 330-1250 (306 amino acids)
Source: RefSeq, a predicted model, not a curated record
GUUGAACAAUAUUAUCUUAAGCUAGCCAUACACGAUCCGGUUCGCCGGAGAGGUCGGACUGCGCAGGCGGACUGCACAGUUUUUCCGGAACGUGUAUGUUACAAGUUUGCGCAGUUUUCGAAGACUGUGCAGGCGGCCGGAAAAAAAUCGAAAAACGAUUCUUUUGGCCUGCACAGUCAUGACUGUACAGGCAUACCGGAUCGUGUAUGGCCGUAUGUUGGUUUACCGUCAUUCGACCGGCUGGUUCACUUUUGCAGCAUAGUGCUUUUUAUGUUUAUUGAAGUUUUAUAUUAUACAUGUUUUAUUAAAUUAUAUUAUAUAAUAUAAUAAUGAGCCGUAAGAAUUUGGAAGAAUUUAUAGAUUUAUAUAAAUCAUAUCCAUGUCUGUGGCAAACAAAAUCUAAGCUUUACCAUGACCGCCCACUAAGAGAAGCGGCUUACAAAGUAUUAGUAGAAAAAUUAAAAGAAUUUGAACCAGAUGCGAACAAGGAUUUAGUGGUAAAAAAAAUCAACAAUUUAAGAAGCAGCGUCCGAAAAGAAAAAAAAAAAUAUGAAGCUUCUGUCAAGUCAGGAGCUUCUUCUGACGAUGUUUAUCGGCCAAAAUUGUGGUAUUAUGAUAUGAUGAACUUUCUAAAUGACCAAGAUACGCCUCGAGAAUCAACAUCAAAUUUGGACACACAAGAUGAAAGCAUAUCUGAGAUUGGAAUAGAUGAAAAUCUGGAAAAUGAAGUAGAAGGAAUCGACUCGGUAAAUUCGACAGUUGAGCGAUCAGAUAUCGUUAAUCCACCAAGGGCAGAAAAAUCUAAAAAAAACGAUGCAAAGUUAACUACUGAGGUGUUGGUGUCGGUGCGUGAUCAUUUUAAACGACCAAAAAUAGAAGAAGAUCGGUUUGACGUUAUUUCAAAAGGUUUUGCUAUGAGAUUGAGGGAAUUGGAAAAAAGGCAGCGAAUCAUUGCUGAAAAGUUGAUUAAUGAUAUCCUUUUUGAGGCUGAAAUGGGUAGCUUGACAUUAAACCAUAAGUUCACAACAGCAGCAGAAACUACAUCAAGCUUUUACUCGCGAAAUCAUAGUUCAAAUUCCAAUUUUAGUACAAAUUCUAAUUUGAGUUCAAAUUCCAGUUUUUCUGAAAAUGGUGUCUACGUGUAUCAAGAAAAUGAUGAUUUUGCUGGCAACACAACUAAUCAACAUCAAACUCAACCAGAAAAUGCUGCUUGUUAUAUAACUAAUUUUAUGAACUCGCUUGAAAACUAAACUAUGUACCUACAUAUUAUAGAUUUUAAUAAAUAUUAAUUACAUAUUUCAUAAUAAUUCAUAAUAUGACUUAUAAUCAAAUAAAAAAAAUAUGAUAUAUUCAUUACAA